UAGGUAUUACUGCACUGUUGGAGCUAGAAACACAAGCAUGUUUGUUUGUUUGUUUGCCACCCCUGCCCUAAAGCAUAGAGAACAUCCCAACAGUCUGCACAAAAAACUUCUUUGUUGUCUUUCAGGAAUAAAUAGCCUACACCCCUGGUUGAGAAUGGARGCUGUUGCUGACAAUUUUGCAAUGAUGGGAAGCAUUAUUGGAUAACUUCUAAACAUCGUUGGCAUGGAUACCACUGUUCUCACUUCCUUCCCCUUUGGAAGAAUCAUUGUCUCAUCCGUUUGUGCGAUCUUUCUCCUGGCCCUCAUGCUCUUGUCGUACCGCGGCAGGACCCAAGCGGUGAUAGGAGUGGGCCGUGCGGUACUGAUAACGGGCUGUGACAGCGGAUUCGGUCAUCAUCUGGCCCGCAGGCUGGAUGCUCAGGGGUUUGUGGUCUUCGCCGGUUGUCUGUUUCCCAACGGAGAUGGUGCCCAAACUCUGCACAGAGAGAGCUCCAGCAACAUGAACAUUCUCAAGCUAGACGUCACUAAAGAUGAAGAUGUGACACAGGCAAGGACUGUGGUCCAAUCUAACCUGCCAGAGAAAGGGCUUUGGGCAGUUGUGAACAAUGCUGGCAUCUCAGACUGGUCAGAGACAGAGUGGAACUCCAUUGAUGAUUAUCGCAAUAUAGCUGAGGUCAACUUAUUUGGCAGCAUCAGGACCUCCCUAGCUUUCCUCCCAUUGGUCCGUACCUCAAAAGGACGGAUGGUGUACGUCUCAAGCAUCUUUGCCUUCUUCAACUGUCUGACCAUGGGGGCCUACAGUAUGUCCAAGAGAGGACUGGAGGCGUUUGCAGACUGCCUACGGGUAGAGAUGGCCGGUUUUGGAGUAAAGGUGAGCAUCAUCCAGCCAGGUAACUUUGGUCCUGCUACCAGCAUCCUGAAGAGGAGAACAGGGACAGAAAUCUGGGAGAAACUGGACGAGGAGCGUCAACAGAUGUUCAACAGACAGUAUGUGGACCUGGCUAAUAACUACCACAUGUCUACAUGUAUGACUGGCAACCAGGACAGCAGCCUGGUCAUAGACGCUAUGGUGGACGCCCUCACAGCGUACAGACCUAAACGCAGAUAUCUGUUGGUCUCUAAGCUGGAUAUGUUGUUCUUCUAUGCCUUUCCCUAUCUGCCGACACGCGUCACUGAUGCAGUUUUCUACCUCAGUCCCAUGUACAACAAAAGAAAAGCAAUGCUUUAUUCCAAAUAGAGAAUAUCUGUAUUAUGCUGGAGUGACAGUAGAAAAAGUGUAUGGCUUUGUGUUAUGUUGUAAUGUGCAAUAUUUUUACAUCGCGCUUCUCACUUAUUCUGUGUUGCGAACUUGCAUGUGUCCCAAAUUCUCUGGGAAGUGUAUGCAUUCCUUCCCACCAACAAUACAUUGGGGAAGAAUAGAAGAUUUCCGGGACGUAACUAAGAGGAUUAGUUACCACAAAAUUACAUAUUUACCUGAUUUGUUUGAUAUUAAUAGUUAGCAAUUGAUACUUAACAAAUAGGAGGAUAUUUCUGUCCUGUUAGUGUCUGUGUUUUUAUGGUCUCCGCUCUAGUUUCCUGCAGCUAAUCUGGGCGUAUGGUCACCAGAGAUGGCUUGAGCUGACAAUUUAGUUAGACUGCAUUACAUAGACGAGAUGUGGUGGGUGUAACCGAGAUGGAGGAGUUUAGAACAAUUCCUCAUUGUCUCUAAAUCAUCCUUGCAUCUGGGAAACUAAGCCAGGGUGGGGUAAAGACAACACCCAUGUGCAGAUAACGACAGGAUGAACCCAGAGUGGUUUGAUGCUCCUUGGUCUGCAUGAGGGGGGUUGAACCAACCAUGACUGAGCAUUGUUAGUGUCAGCUAUAUAUUGUAUUUUGUGUAAAGGUUAGGUUAUUCGGUCCAACACUCAAGGGUGGAGGGUCGACCAGCCUAAUUAUUGCAAUAAUUAAUCGAUAUUUAAUAAAGAUGAUUGUUUGAAGAAAUGA
Messenger RNA from Salvelinus sp. IW2-2015, 1983 nucleotides. RefSeq names its product D-beta-hydroxybutyrate dehydrogenase, mitochondrial. NCBI's taxonomy places the organism in Eukaryota, Metazoa, Chordata, Actinopteri, Salmoniformes, Salmonidae. Gene Ontology annotation, biological process: steroid metabolic process. Gene Ontology annotation, cellular component: intracellular membrane-bounded organelle. Gene Ontology annotation, molecular function: oxidoreductase activity. The record is from RefSeq and is a predicted model, not a curated record.